AUGGAUCAUCGGGCCUUCACCAGGAGAUCGACCUCCCUCCAGGAACAUUUCUUCUCAUCCAGGGUCGGUCGAUUCCGGAUAUCUUCUGCUGCUGUCAAUGUGGUGUCUAACUGUCAUGCAGGUGGAGAGGCAGAGAGCAAUGGCCCUCGUACAGUCAUCCUCAGUCCGGUGCCAUCAAGCGAUCCCAACGAGCCGUUGAAUUGGAGCACACUGCGCAAGACAUGCAACUUUGGAUUGGUAUUGGCGGUGACCUGUCUGAUCUUCACCUCGCUCAUGAUCCAAACAAUCUUCUGGCAGCUGAUGGUGGAAGAUCUGGGCGUCACAUACGUCGAACUCAACCAGGCCAUGUCCGUCAACUAUGUCGGUCUUGCGACGGGUUGCGUGUUCUUCAUCCCUAUUGCGAAGAAGUUUGGGCGACGACCAGUGUAUCUGAUAUCUACCGCUCUGAUGAUGGUAACGUCGUUUUGGACGGCGAAUCUCAGGAGUCUCACCGAGCUGUACAUAUGCAACCUCCUCUCGGGUCUGGCAGGUGCGACAAAUGAGUCGAUUGCACAAAUCACGAUUGUCGAUCUCUUCUUUGUGCAUCACCGCGGAGGCAUAAAUGCCCUGUAUAUGACUAUGGUGAUGUUUGGGAGCUUCCUCACUCCCAUGGCGGCUGGAGCCCAAGCAACACGGCAAGGAUGGCAGGCCUCCUAUCAAGCUGUGGGCAUCUGCAAUGCCAUUUUGCUCGCUCUUUUUGUAUUCUUCUACGAGGAGACCAAAUAUUCCAAGGUUAUCGAAGGUGUGAGUACCACCAGCGACGAUCCCGAGCAGAUCUCUAUCAAGGAUAUCAAAGCCGAUCGGAAGGUUGAUAUCGAAAGCCCGGCGAACGAGCCAGAAAAUGGUGCAGCCGAUCACCAUGAACUGGACCACACCAUUCCCAUGAAGACAUGGAGACAAAGGCUAGCGCUGUGGACGUACACUCCGGAGCCGAUUUGGCCCUACUUCUAUCGCCCCUUUAUCGUGCUGGUGUCCUUCCCAGCCGUGCUGUUCUGCGGACUACAGUAUGCCUGCGGCAUCGUGUGGCUGACCGUCUUGACGAGCGUAAUUGCUCUGGCGUUCCCCGCGCCACUAUACCUCUUCACUCCGGAACAGAUUGGCUAUAUGAGUCUUGGCCCGUUUAUAGGCAAUAUUAUCGGUGCGUUCUACGGAGGGUUCAUUGGGGAUUGGUCAAUUUUGUUCUUCGCUCGGCGCAACAAGGGCUACUAUGAGCCGGAGAUGCGACUGUAUAUUCUUCAUCUCCCUGCAUUGAGUCUGUGUGGCGGUCUGAUCAUGUUCGGGGUCACGUUGUCCAAGGGCAUGCAUUGGAUCUGGCCGAGCAUCGGGGGAGCCUUGUUUGGCUUCGGAGUGGGUGGCAUUGGAGACGCAGCGCUGACGCUGGUGAUUGACAGCUAUAUGGAUGUGACCGGAGACGCCUUCACGGGCAUCGCAUUCUUGCGCAACGCAUUCAGCAUCGGCAUUCCCUUUGCCGUCAUGCCGUGGCUGGAGCGAGAUGGCAUGUCCAACAUGUUCAUUGCCUGCGGAUUCAUCAGUUUGGGUAUUACUUUAUUGACUAUCCCGAUGAUCAUGUACGGCAAGCAGUUCCGCCGGAUGACGGAAGCUCGCUACCGCCUGAUGGCAGCGAAGCAGGGAUUACGGCAUGAUUGA
Molecule: messenger RNA, 1686 nt
Organism: Aspergillus clavatus NRRL 1
Lineage: Eukaryota; Fungi; Ascomycota; Eurotiomycetes; Eurotiales; Aspergillaceae
Product: putative MFS transporter
Exons: 7
Coding region: 1-1686 (561 amino acids)
Biological process (GO): transmembrane transport
Molecular function (GO): transmembrane transporter activity
Source: RefSeq, a predicted model, not a curated record